AUGUGGAGAGCACGUCCUUCAGGAAAGGGGUGGCAUUUUAUAAAUGCAAUUAAACAGCUAACAACAACCCCUGCUCCUCUGCCAAUGCCAAAGUCUCCAGCCAAAUCAAAUACUUUAAGGUAUCUUAAAAUUCUUGGAUUUGGUUUGCCAGCAACUGCGGGCAGUCUGUUGGGCUAUGUGUGGUAUGACCCAAACUUUCGUCAGCAGCUACAGGCUAAUAUACCAUAUGUUAAAGAAUUGCUAGAAGUCAUAUUGCCAGAAAGUGAUACUGAAACUCCUCCAACCAGAAAACAGAUACCAGAAAUACCUGCUUCAUUUGAAGGGCCACCAAUACCCAUUAUUUCAACAGAUGAUAAAAAGGACACAGCUGUUGAGAAAGGAUUCAAUAUAAUAGCACCAGAGUUAGUUCACGCACAGCAUUGUCAGACUUCUGAUAUUGUGCGAGUAGAAGAUUUAUGUUUACAUUUCCCAGAUUCUUCAUCUACUGAAAAGGAUGUGAGUGUUCAAGCAGGCUCUCAGGAAAAGAUAGAUCCAAGUGCUGGGGAGACUCAGCUACAGAGACGAGAUGAAGAUGACAAAGCUAAUAGUGCAGCACUGGAAACUCUGCUCCAUAAAUUGUUGGCAAACAGUCAAAUAUUGGUUACUGAAGCGGUGAAAGCACAGACAGAAGCAGCUGCAAGCACUCGUCAUCACAGUGAGCUACUUAAACAAGCCCUGAACAAUGUGGAAGAUGUUUUUGGUACAGAUCCCUGGGAAGCUGUAGCUGUAGCAAACAGAGAGAGAGAACAGGCGUUGUUAAGAGCCUCUGAGAAAGUUUUGGAACUCAAGAAAUGUGUCGAAAAACUGCAGGAUGUGAUACAGGAAGGAAAAAACAAUCAAGUGACACAGAACAAUCCAGUUGUUAUAGAUGCUUCCAGGCAACUUAGUGAAUUCAUGAAAGAGCUAGGAAAUGUCAAUUCACAGGUUCGACAAGCAGAAGCUGAAGCAAAUAUGGUACAGAAGUACAAGGAGUUGGUGGAGAAAGGAAGGAAACAGUUUCAGAAAGAAAUUGAAAGCCUUGUGCCAGCAGAAAAACUUAGUCAAGGAAAACUGUCAGAGGAUGAGCUGAAUAUAUUGAUUGCCCAUUCAUUCCGUCGAGUGGAGCAGCUGCAGAAGCAGCUUCUUGAGUUGCAGACCCAAGAACAACAGAAACUCAACGCUGCCCUUGAAAUACAAAAACAGGAAGAUGUCCAGCUCACUGAAGCCACAAUCUCUGAGGAACGUCAGCGUAUUCAGGAGGAAUUUGAACAUGAAAAGGCCAAAUUGCAAAUGGACUACCUAGUUAAGCUAGAGACUGAAGUGAGGAAGCAGCUUGCCCGACAGGCGGCUGCCCACAGUGAUCACCUGAAAGAUGUGCUGGCAGUUCAGAAGCAAGAAUUAACUGCAGAAUAUCACCGGGUUCUUCAGUAUAAGCUUUUGGAGGAGAGAGAGAGGUUUCAGACAGAAGUGGCUGCAUGGAUCUCUAGACUGAAGGGCAUUGAAGCGGCUGUCGAAGCUCGAGCAGCAAGUGAAAAACUAACUCGAAGUGCCCAAAACCUAUGGCUCUCCUGUAUUGCCCUUAACUCGCUGAUUACCUUUGGAAGUGAGAGUGGAGAUGACAAACAAACAAAACCUUUGAGGAGUAAUGUUCAAGCCAUUUUGGAGGCAGCUAACCAGAAUACAUUUGUUCAGACAGUGGUUGAGAAUUUUCCUGAUGUUGCACUGGAUCGAGGCAUUAACACAGAAGAUGAGCUGAAGGACAGGUUUUACCGAGUGACACGUAUUUGCCGCAGGCUGGGUUUAGUUGACACUCCUAAUUCAUCUCUGUAUAGCUACCUGGUGUCCUAUCUACACUCACUGCUAAUUUUAGACAACUUAGAGGCACUCUCAGAAGCUGAUGAAAUAGAUUUAAAUGAGUUAGACACUUUCACUUUGCUAGCUCAUGCCAAAUAUUGGAUGGAAAAGGGACACAUGGAUCAUGCCUUGAGAUUUAUGAUUCAGCUACAUGGAGAGUCUCGCCGAGCUGCCAGUGACUGGAUUAAUGAAGCUCGUGUCUUUCUAGAGACCAAACAAAUUGUGCGUACAUUAAUGGCUUAUGCCUCAGCUUCUGGCCUGGCAAAUACAUUUUAA
Messenger RNA from Candidula unifasciata, 2148 nucleotides. NCBI's taxonomy places the organism in Eukaryota, Metazoa, Mollusca, Gastropoda, Stylommatophora, Geomitridae. The record is from the annotation of a GenBank genome assembly.